UCUUUGUUGUUUUCCAGACCGCGAUUGGAACAAGUAUACCUGCAAUCUCUUGCAAUGACUAGUGGAUAUUGUUUCCAGGCAAGGAAUCGCUAUAUUGAAAAUGAAAACCAAGCAUUCCAACAAAGGAGAAAAGAAACCAGCCUUUGUAAUGCUUGGCAAAAACACCACAUGUCAUCUAGAAGGCCAAGUGAGCACAGCGCCUCCUCGCCCCCCAACUAAAAAAGUUGGUCCUGCAAGGUGUCAUGUAUUUAUACAUAGCUCAUCCCCCUUCGCUGUUUGUGCAGCUGUUCAUCCUGGAAUUUAUUUUUUACUUCCACUUCCCCUUCUCUCUCCAGCUCUUCCGAGGCUUUUUCUUCAUUUUCCUUGUUAUACAUAUAUUUUAAUGAAGGCCUCUUACCUUGCUUUUCUUCUGAGCCUUUGUGCCUUGGUCAUUGCGCAAGAAUUGCCAUCCACUGACCAGCAGCCAUCAGCUAGCGACACUGGCGUUGCUGACACCACAAAGGCCACGCAUACUACACAGAGUACAGAGAGUACGGGGACCACCAAAUCCGAGCCUACUAGCAUGACGCGCUCGGAACCAACCUCCGAUACCACUGAGCAUAUUACCAGCACACCGACCGACAUGGAUACCGGCGACACUGAGACAGUGACCUCAACCACUACUGUGACAUCCUUCCCUCCGAUGCCAACCACCAAACAUUCCUCCGCUAAACACAGCACAGCCGUGGACACAUCGCAUUCUCCGACAUCCACCGAGCCAACACCAGUCUCAACUGACACCUCCACAGGGACACCGUCGCCAACAAAGAAGCCGACUUUACAGGAUAGCAAAAAAAAGUCGAAUCUCCCUACCGGCGCUAUCAUUGGCAUAGUAAUCGGCGGCGUAGUGGUGCUUGCUGGUGCAUUCAUUGCAUUCCUGUUUUGGCGCCGCAGCAAGCAGCGUAGCAAGUUCUCGAGCAAGAUUGACUAUGCCGAGUUCCCUGAAUUUAGUCCCUCCCACUCUAACGCCAACCAGACGAGUGCCUUGCCGCACAACCAAACCACAAAUACUGGGCUUGGGCUAUCGGACGAGUCAGGGCACCCGCAGCAGGGUGUGUUUCUACGUGAGCUCGACGAGGCGUAACAAAAAUCACUUUCAUUGAGUAAUAUAUUUAUCGCGU
Linderina pennispora is the source of this 1160-nucleotide messenger RNA. RefSeq lists its product as uncharacterized. The record is from RefSeq and is a predicted model, not a curated record. The transcript has a single exon. NCBI's taxonomy places the organism in Eukaryota, Fungi, Kickxellomycota, Kickxellomycetes, Kickxellales, Kickxellaceae. The coding region runs from base 101 to 1123 and encodes 340 amino acids.